GAGCAACAGGCACCGGGCCCCCAGGCGGGGUCUCGGGCCCCCAGGCAGAGCGGCAGGCACCGAGUCACCAGGCACGACACGGGCAUCGGGGACACCAGGCAUCAGGUCAUAUUUGGCUUGACAGCGGGCACUGCGUCAUCUGGCAAGGCAGUGGGCUCCGAGUCAACUGGCAUGAAACCGCGGGCACUGGGUCAGACAUUGGAUCGUCUGGCUGGACAGCGGGCAUCGGGUCACCAGGCAUCAGGUCAUUUGGCUCGACAGCGGGGCACCCGCGUCAUCUGGCAAGGCAGUGGGCUCCGAGUCAACUGGCAUGACCGCGGGCACUGGGUCAGACAUUGGAUCGUCUGGCUGGACAGCGGGCAUUGGGUCACCAGGCAUCAGGUCAUUUGGCUCGACAGCCGGGCACCGCGUCAUCUGGCAAGGCAGUGGGCUCCAAGUCAACUGGCA
This is a messenger RNA of Staurois parvus, 447 nucleotides long. The record is from the annotation of a GenBank genome assembly. NCBI's taxonomy places the organism in Eukaryota, Metazoa, Chordata, Amphibia, Anura, Ranidae.